AUGGUCUGCAAAGCACGAGAUGUGGAUGUCCAGAAAGCCACCAACCUUGUGUAUAAAAAGACAUACAAGGAAUGGCGUCUCCAUGAUCUCCAGCUCCAGCGCCGCGUCCUAGCGGCCCCUCCCCGGAAGCGGCAGUAUCGUUCUAAUACAACGGGGCCUCAGAAGCGAGCAAAACACGCCAAGGACAUCAUCCCUGACGCUUGCGACCCUAAGAACAAUACCGCACGUGGGCUCGACCUCGAGGAAGGUCAGCUCGAGGAGGAUCCUGAGUAUUGCGCUAUCGGUCGAGUUUCGCAGAAGACAAUACGCGAGAAGAUGUUGAAGGACCUCAUUUACCCCGGUCCCAAAGACAUCGACGUUACCUACCUCCGGCAUAUGCAGGAGAUCGUCGAUUUCGACUCUUCUCAGAGUGGCGUACUCGGAGUCAUCAGUCGCUGCCGCGUUCCCUUCAACGCGAUGAAGGAUAAUCCACUCGUUGGGCGCGUACUGCGUACAAACCUAACCACAGAGGUGCUGGACGCAGUCAGUAACCUACUCCACAAUACAUCGGAGGAAGUCAAGGAUAUCUUCCUACUUAUUAAGCAACUCGCCGCACAGUUGGCCGAGAAGAACGUCUGCAGGACCCUCGGUAGUCUGGCGGAUUACUUCGUCAACGGCACCAAAGCCCGGUACGGUGUCAUCGACCCUAUCGAUCAGAUAGAAGCCGACAAGGUCGCCGACAAGGUCGCCGAGUACGAGACUGACUCGAACGACAACGAUAGCAAUGCAUCCGGAAGCACAACCGACACCAAGGAACAAGCCACCACUGACGCAGACGCUGGCAAGCCCGUCACUGACAGCACUGAGCCCGGCGUUAAUCCCAGUACUACUACUACCAACACCGGGACCCAAAACGACGACGCCAAGGCCAAGGCCACCAUCACUGCGACCGAGGACACCGAGAUUCCUAUCGACGACGCUGACGACUCUGACCUCGCGACGCUAACUCUAUCCGCGGCAGAUUAUGACCCCUAG
Molecule: messenger RNA, 1014 nt
Organism: Penicillium alfredii
Lineage: Eukaryota; Fungi; Ascomycota; Eurotiomycetes; Eurotiales; Aspergillaceae
Exons: 2
Coding region: 1-1014 (337 amino acids)
Source: RefSeq, a predicted model, not a curated record